AUGAAGGAAAAUUGUAGUUUUCAGUCUUUGUUCUUCAUUAGUCUUCCUGACCUUCGGAAAUUGUGUGGCAUAACAAUUAAAUUGAACUGUGAUGAUGCUGAUAUACCCUUUUAUAAGAUGGGAAACAUUCAAGCAUAUGUUCAAAAACAGGGAGGAACGAUGGAUAUUCCACAACGAGUGAUUCCCACUGACCUGCAAAUGUGCCUUUCCUAUAGCCUGGUAGCAAAGCUUGCUCCUAAUUGGAACAAAGUAGGGCACUUAUUGAUUCACGGGAAAGACUUUUUGAGCAAAGCAGAAAAACAGAAUGCAGUUGUUUUGGAGUUGAAUGUCUCAGAGACCCAGUUGUGUGUUAGUGUGGAAGCGUCCACUAUUCGACUGUCUCUAGCAAAGGUUGAAGACUUUGACAUAUCAGCAGGUGUGUUGAAGAGUUUCUACAACAGGAAAGUUGCUGUAAUUCCAAAGCAUUUCAUUUCAAGUAAAUGGUGCUAUGUGUUGCCCAGUAUGAAGAAAGGGCAAAUUGUCAGCAUCAGCCAUGAAAUUCCACCAGAUUGUCCAUUUCAAUCCUACAGAGAUUUUCAGAAACACUGGAAAAAUAUGUAUGGUUAUAAUCUUCCAGAGAUCACUGAUGAUAUUACACUUUACUACACUGUAUACUUCAAGUUAAUUGGAGAGAAACUGUUUACCUACCCUUUCUGUUGUGUUAGAACUGAACCUGUCCAGUUUUUCCCAAGAGUGGAUUUGGAACCAGUACUAACGUCAUUCUUCUCUGAUCUAAAAGUAAACUUUUCUAGUCUCUGUGGACUACCAAUAAAAAUGACCAACAAACCUUACUAUGCUACCAAUGAACUCAACAUUUCCCAGACAAUACAAGCAAGACCACCAAACCUGACUACUAAACCUGUCUUCAGGACUGCUUUAACACAGGUUCCCACAGUCAUACAUGUCAUCAACCAAAGUUCUUCAGUUUGUCCAAUUAGUGAAAGCCAAAAGAUUGUCUUGGACAAUAAGCAGAAAAUUGAUUUGAAAGCAAGUUUGGAAUCCAGCUCAAUGAAUACUAUUAUGCAGUGUGGGACCACAUUGAGAUCAACUGAUAAAAGAGGUGUGCUUUCUCAGCAGUCUCUACAGUGUGAAAAAUCACAAGUUGCUACAUUAGGUACACCUGAACAGAUGAAAGUGCAGUCUGCCUCAUAUAACCAUAGUUCCAGUGCCUACAAGAUUAUACCGAUAUUUAAAAGCAAACUAUUUCAAGAUAAGCAGUUUAUUAGUGCAAAGACUAAUGAAAGUAUAAAUAAGCAGGAUGUCAAAUUUAAUUCAACACUUAUAACUCUAAAUUCAUCAACUGCUUACACAGAAACAAAAAGACCAAACAAUAUGCAAGGAAAAGGAUCCAGGAGUGAAAAAGAAAUUACUUUGUUAGACAUUCCAGAGAAGCAGCAAUUAAUACCAAAUACAAGAGUGGAUCAACCAAGUGCUGAACCAGCCCAGAACACAAGUUCAAAUAGCAAGAUAAGUGUAAAUCAGGGCUCUGAGAGUCACAAGUCAGAAAGAGCUGCAGGAGAAAUGAAAUGUGGAACUAGACUACACCAGUCAUUUGGAAAAAAUCAAGAAUCGAGCAGCAUGAUUAUCCAGACGGGAGGCAAAACCAUAGCUGAUGUAAUUUCUGAUGGAUCAUGUGCAAAUUGGAAUUACAAUAUGACAGGAAAUCAUCAACACAAACAAGAGAAAGGAACAGAUUCAACUCCAAAGAAACCAAAAUCUAAACCAGUUAUCCAGGAUGUUGAUGUAGCAGCACAUGCAAAACAUAAUCAGCUGUCCAAACUGAACAGUGUUACUCUUCAAUCUUGGCUGAAAAAUCAUGGUGUUUCUGUGAAAACAAGGGACAAGAAGGAGCACCUUGUUUCCAAAAUCAUGGAGUUCAUCAAAGGCCCGACAGAAUGAUUUUGAGAAUAUCCAUCUAGGUCAGUUGAGUAGAAAAGAGAUGUUCCAAAUAUUUUGAGUUGUCUGUUCUUUGUGUAACACCUAGUGGCUGGAAGGUUUAGC
This is a messenger RNA of Hemiscyllium ocellatum (epaulette shark), 2040 nucleotides long. RefSeq lists its product as uncharacterized. NCBI's taxonomy places the organism in Eukaryota, Metazoa, Chordata, Chondrichthyes, Orectolobiformes, Hemiscylliidae. The transcript has 12 exons. The record is from RefSeq and is a predicted model, not a curated record. The coding region runs from base 1 to 1938 and encodes 645 amino acids.